ACCUCGUGCCUUGCUGCAAUCAAAAGAAAACUACGUUCCAAUUCCAAAACUUUUAUUACUUAGAAUUAUAAGUAGAUUUCUUUUGGUUAAUAUAUUAUAAAGAAGCUUCUUUAUUUGCACUGUAUUGCACUAAAUUGAUUAGUUUUGACUCUGAGUCAUCUUCCAUUUUGACAGUCUCUAAUUUCCUGAACUAAAGGAAUUUAACAGACUGGAAGAUCUAAUUGCCUUCACCACACAUUAGCAUUCCCCCAGCUGUUCAUAAACUACCCCCUUUUUUUGUGGACUAUUUUUCAGUCAGAAUCCCAAUGCAUUAAGUGGGAUUUGCAGCAAACAUUCAGCAGAGAAACUAAAAGCAUAUAUACGACUGAAAAAAAAAAAGUAAACCAUGUUUAAGGCAUGGAAGAGCGACAAGAAGAAGAUCAAAGUAGUGUUUCAAUUGCAGUUUCAGGCAACUCAGGUGCCACGGUUGAAAAAGUCCGCCGUAACGAUAGCGUUGGUGCCGGAGGAUGUUGGGAAGCCGACGCUGAAAUUAGAGAAAGUGGCAGUUCAAGAUGGGAGUUGUUUGUGGGAGAAUCCUGUUUAUGAAACUGUGAAAAUGAUUAGAGAGAUAAAAACGGGGAAAUUGAGUGAAAAAAUUUACCAUUUCGUUGUUUCAAAUGGAUCUUCAAAAGCAGGGUUUCUCGGUGAAGCUUCGAUUGAUUUUGCUGAUUUUGCUGCAGAAACUGAACCUGUUACUGUAUCUCUGCCGCUUAAGUUUGCCAACUCCGGUGCCAUUCUACAUGUGACAAUUCAUAAAAUUGAAGGAGCAGAAGAUCAGAGAUAUGUUGGAGAUGGUGAAGGCUUGACCAUUUCCAGGGAGGGAAGCCUGCAACGCGAAGGCAUAAAUUACAGUGACAAUGUCCAAACUUUAACAGAAGAUGGGCAGUUGGACCCCGCUGAAUUAUAUUCAUCUCUACGGCAGAACUCUAUGCCUAAGGGAGCUGUGGAUACUGGCAUGACUAAAAAGAACAUGCACCGGAGAACAAACACGGAUUGGUCGGCCAGUUCAACUUCUGAUGGAAGUUUAGCGGAGUUAGCUAUUAGCCCCGAAGACGUCCCAAGAGAAUGGAAUAAGGAAUCGGAAAAUCCUGUUGAGAAACUCAGAAGUGAAAAUGCUAUGUUAUUGAGGCAGGUAGAAGUAUCGGAAUUAGAGUUGCAAUCUCUUAGGAAACAGAUUACGAAGGAGAACAAAAGGACUCAAGAUUUAUCGAGACAAGUUACCAGCCUUAAAGAAGAAAGAGAUGCAAUGAAGGUGGAGUUUGAACGACUCAAGUCAAAGAACAAUCUGGAUGAGGAAGUACUUGAAAGUCUAUCGGAAGAUGAGAAUGAGGUUCUGCUAAAGGAAAUUAGGCAGGAGCUGGAUCAUCAAAAGGAAUUAAAUGCCAAUCUUCGUUUGCAGCUGCAGAAGACGGAGGAUUCCAAUUCUAAUUUGAUUCUUGCAGUGAGAGACCUCAAUGAAAUGCUAGAGAAAAAGAACAGGGAAAUAUCUCGCCUCUCCAGUGAGAUAGAAGCAAGUACCAGCAUUGAAGAGGUGCGGUUGAAUGAACAACAUGAUGCCGAUGAAGUACACAUGAUGAAGCACACAAUCACAGACCUGAAUGCUGAGUUGGAGUUCUACAAGAAGCAUAAGGAGGAGUUAGAGAUGCAUAUAGAAGAACUGAGCCGGGAAAAUGAUGAAAUAUCCUCACAGUUAAAGCAAAACCAGCAACAAGAAUCGAUAAAGGCACAAAAGGAGUCCUCAGAAUAUUUGGCUACUAUAGAUGAACUUGAAUCUCAGGUGCAAAGACUAGAGGACAAACUCAAGCAGCAAUCAGAAGAAUACUCAGAGUCUUUAAUUGCCAUUAAUGAGCUAGAAAGUCAAGUCAAAGAAUUAAACAGAGAACUGGAGAAUCGGACACAAGGGUUUGAAGAAGAACUCAACGCCUUGAUGCAUUCCAAAACCGAGCAGGAACAGAGGGCAAUCCGAGCAGAGGAGGCAUUAAGAAAGUCAAGGUGGACAAAUGCUGCUAAUGCCGAGCGCCUUCAAGACGAAUUUAAGAAGCUGUCCGUUGAAAUGGCCAGUAGGAUUGAUGAGAAUGAAAAGAUGACCAUGAAAGCAGUUGAAGAAGCAAACGACCUGCAGAUGCAAAAAAGAGAUCUGGAAGAAAUGCUCCAAAAAGCCAGUGAAGAACUUGAGCUACUUAAAGAUCAGACUGCAGUCGAAUGGCAACACCUUUCACACCAACUAGAUCUCAAAGCAAAACAAAUAGAGAAAAUGUCAAUGGAACUUACCGAUAAGACUUCACAACUUGAAUAUGCACAAAGGCAAGAGAAGGAAAAGCAGGAGGAAUUCUAUAAAGAAAUUCAAAUGCUUAAGACUGAGAUCCAGAAGCUCGAAGAGCAGAGAAGCCAAUUUUCUGAUCCGGCAAAAGAAAAUGGGAAGCAAAGUGAUGAAACCAAAAAAGUGAAGGCAUCAAAUGAAAAAACUGAGAUGCUGAUACAAAGAUGGAAUAAAGAAAGAGAUGAACUUGAGAAAAAAAUCACUUUAGCAAAGAAGGAAACGGAGAAGGCACAGAAACAAUUGAUUAGCACGAGGUCUUUGAAGGAUAAAAAGGAGAUGGUGAUCUCAAAUUUGCAGGCAGAAAUGGAAAAUAUUAGAGUGGAGUGUAAUGACUUAAAACAUAGCUUGGUCCGGGAAGAAAGGGAGAAAGAUAAACUGAGGAAACAGGUAUCUCAAUUAAAGAAUGACCUGCAGAAGAAGGAAGAAGAAAUCGGCUCUAUACAGAAAGAACUCAAAAGUAGUGGUGGUCAAGCUGACAUUGCCUCGAAAAGCAGCCACUCUACUUCAGCUCCUCAAGAAUCCAAGGAUAUCACUAGCUUGCAGAAAAAAAUGAGGUUGCUUAAGGAACGUAUAAACCUCAAGGAAACUGCUUUGAAAACAUCAGCUAAUUCAGCUCCGGAGAAGGAAAGUAAUCUCAGCAAUAUGAUUGAAGAGCUCGAAAGCUUCAUGGAACAACUCAAAGUUUGUCAUUGUUUUUCUGCAGACCGGUGUCAGAAGGAACCUAUAAAUGUUAACAAAUCUGAGGAAAGAAGAAAGUCACGAGAUAAGCUCCAGUCUAAGACUACCGUUGCAGAAGGCAUGCCUUUGUCAACAACAGCAGUACCAGUUGAAAGCAGUGAUGUUAAUCUUGCCGAAUUGCUAAGUGAAGUGGAAGGUCUUAAGGAAAGGAACAAAUCUAUGGAGCGUGAGCUUAAAGACAUGGAAGAAAGGUAUUCUGAAAUAAGUCUCAAAUUUGCAGAAGUGGAAGGGGAAAGACAACAACUUGUAAUGACAGUGAGAAACCUUAAGAAUGGCAAGAAGAACUAGCAUUGUUCAAAGAUGCUGUAUGCUGGACAAAGAACGCUAAGCAGGGUAAAGCAGCUGAUCGUCUAAAAGGAAAUAUGUGUUUGAUAGGUACAUCAAAGUCCAAUCAAGAAAUCCCUAUCAUUUGAAUUUGUGAAAAUAGCAUUCUUCCUUUAUUUGUUGCUCAUCUCUCCUGUUAGGAACAGUGAAAAAUUAGAUUCAACCAAUUUCAUUGAAAGCUCAAGCAGCAAAUUUGGA
This is a messenger RNA of Gossypium raimondii (Peruvian cotton), 3619 nucleotides long. RefSeq lists its product as uncharacterized. The coding region runs from base 386 to 3385 and encodes 999 amino acids. The record is from RefSeq and is a predicted model, not a curated record. Lineage: Eukaryota; Viridiplantae; Streptophyta; Magnoliopsida; Malvales; Malvaceae. The transcript is spliced from 9 exons.